GGAAUAUACCACCUUUUGUUAUAUAAGCCGCCACCCAACACUUAUCUUUCAAACACUUCUUCUCCCACCCUCACAAACUAACAGCAAGUAAUGUGAACAGAUCAGAGAGAAGAGGAGAUAUGGCCACUGUAAGAAAGCUGAUAGUAGAGGUGAUAGAGGCCCGGAAUCUGCUGCCCAUUGAUGGCCAGGGUACUUGCAGCCCUUACGUCGUCAUCGACUACUACGGCCAGAGGAAGAAGACCCAGACCGUCGAACGCGACUUGAACCCCUGGUGGAAUGCGGCGUUGAAGUUCGACGCCGAGGCCACUUCCGACGUGUUCGGGGACACGCUUGAGGUCGUCGUCUACCACGACAAGACCGUCGGCCCCACCAGAAGGAAUAACAUUCUCGGCCUGCUGAAGCUGGACUCGACCCAGUUUGUGAAGAAAGGGGAAGAGGCUCUCAUUCAUUAUCCCCUCGGGAAGAAGAAUCUGUUCCACUGGGUCCGCGGUGAUAUCGGGUUGAAGAUCUACUUCGUCGACGAGGUGGUUCCUCCUCCGGCACCGGCACCGGCUCCGCCGCCUGCGGAGGAGGCAAAGGCCGCUGAACCUGCGGAGUCUGCCGCAGCCGAAGAGAAACCGAAAGAUGAAGGUACUGAAUCUGCGGCUGGGUCGCCGGAGGAGGUUCAAGACCCGCCGGAGGAAAAUGAAAACCCCCAAUCGGGAGAUCAGAUUUCAGAACCGCCGAUUUCGAAACCGGAUGACGACGGACCUGUUCAGGCGAGGGCGUCUAUAGCGACAGUAUCUGAACCAGAGGUUAAAGUCAGCAACUUCGCCGAACCUAAACCGCUCAGCCGGACACCGUCGGUGAGCAACUUCGCCGGCCCUCCACCGCUGAGUCGGACUCCGUCCGUGAGCAGCUUCGUUUCCGAUGCAUCCGACAGAUCCACGAUGGAGAGAUCCUCGUUCGAUCUCGUCGAGAAAAUGCAUUACAUCUUCAUCCGGGUCGUGAAAGCCCGAUCUCUGGCAACUUCCGGCCUCCCGGUGGUCAAGAUCGCCGUCUCCGGCAACCACAUCGUCUCUAGACCCGCUCGGAAAACCGCACAGUUCGAGUGGGACCAGACAUUUGCUUUCUGCAAAGACGCGCAAGAUACCUCCUCGAUGCUCGAGGUCUCCGUGUGGGACCCCGCGGACGCCACGUCAUCGAACCCCGCGUCUGACGUGGCCGGUCACAACUUCCUCGGCGGGAUAUGCUUCGACGUGAGUGAGAUCCUCCUCCGAGACCCGCCGGACAGCCCGUUGGCGCCGCAGUGGUACAGGCUCGAAGGCGGCGGGGCCCACGGAGGGGACUUGAUGCUUGCCACGUGGGUCGGGACCCAGGCGGACGAGUCGUUUCCCGACGCGUGGAAGACGGAUACCGCCGGUAACCCCACUUCCCGAUCCAAGGUGUACCAAUCGCCUAAACUGUGGUACCUCAGAUCCACCGUGAUUGAAGCCCAAGACGUGUUCCCGUUAAUCACGCCGUCAAAGCAGUCCUCCUCCGUCCAAAUCAAAGCACAGCUCGGAUUCCAAGUCCAGAAGACCAAACCAGCCGUCUCCUCCACCGGAUCGCCGUCGUGGAACGAGGAUCUGGUCUUCGUCGCGGCCGAGCCGUUCACCGAGAAUUUCCUCCAAUUUGUCCUACUACAGCACCAGCCGCCCAAAGAUCAGGCCGUUCUCGGCGUCGCCAGCAUACCGCUCUCCUCCAUCGAGCGCCGCGUCGACGACCGCCAGGUGGUUUCCAGAUGGUUCACUCUCGAGGUCGAGAAGGGCGAGAAGAGAACGUACGGAGGAAGGAUUCACCUGAAGCUCUGCUUUGACGGCGGGUACCACGUCGUCGAAGAACCGGCCCAUGUCUGCAGCGACUAUCGGCCGACGGCGAGACAGCUCUGGAAACCGCCGGUCGGCACCGUUGAGCUGGGAAUCAUCGGGUGUAAGAACCUUUUGCCGAUGAAAACAAUGGGAGGGAAAGGAUCUACGGAUGCGUACGCGGUUGCGAAAUACGGCAACAAGUGGGUCCGGACUAGAACGGUUUCCGAUAAUCUCUCCCCGAGAUGGAAUGAGCAGUACACGUGGAGGGUCUAUGAUCCGUCCACUGUGUUGACCAUUGGAGUGUUUGAUAGCUGGGAGGUCUUUGACCCAUCGGACGGUUCGGUUAGGGACUUCAAACGAACCGAUGCCCGAAUGGGUAAGGUGAGGGUGCGGAUAUCCACCCUCGCCACCGGAAAAGUGUACAAGAACACAUUCCCAUUGCUACUGCUGUCCCCCGCGGGGUUGAGGAAAAUGGGAGAAAUUGAAUUGGCCGUAAGGUUUAUUCGAUCUGCGCAAACGCUUGAAUUGUUACACGUCUACGCGCAGCCGAUGCUUCCUUUGAUGCACCACCUCAAGCCGCUAGGGGUGGCUCAGCAAGAGGUGUUGCGGACCGCAGCCGUGAGGCUGGUGACGGCGCACUUGUCGCGUUCGGAGCCGCCCCUGAGGCGGGAGGUGGUGUCGCACAUGCUAGACGCCGACUCCAACGUGUUCAGCAUGCGCAAGGUGCGCGCCAACUGGUUGAGAAUCAUCAACGUGGUCUCGAGCGUGAUAGACGCGGUGAGGUGGCUGGAGGACACCCGCGCCUGGAGGAACCCGACGGCCACCGUGCUUGUACACGCGCUUCUGGUGCUGCUCGUUUGGUUCCCCGAUCUCAUCAUCCCCACCUCUGCGUUCUACGUGUUCACCAUUGGCGCGUGGAACUACAGGUUUCGGCCCGGGCGCGACCAUCUGAACCACUUCGAAACGAAACUCUCGUUGGCGGAGUCGAUUGAUCGGGACGAGCUAGACGAGGAGUUCGACGGCGUGCCGUGCUCCAGGCCUAACGAGUUGGUCCGCGCCCGAUACGACAAGAUGCGGGUGCUGGGGGCACGGGUGCAGGCGCUGUUGGGGGAUGUGGCGACGCAAGGGGAGCGGGUGCAAGCGCUGGUGGCGUGGCGGGACCCGCGAGCGACGGGGAUCUUUAUCGGUCUGUGCCUGGUUGUGGCGCUCGUCCUGUAUGUGGUGCCGUCGAAGAUGAUAGCCUUGGCAUUUGGGUUUUAUUACCUGAGGCAUCCUCUCUUCAGGGACAGAACGCCUUCGCCUGCUUUGAAUUUCUUCAGGAGGUUGCCUUCCCUUGCGGAUCGAAUGUUGUAAUUCUUUUUCUUUUUUUAUAUUAGUGCGAGUAUUUCUCUUUUUAUGGGAAGCAUUGUUGUUUUCAACUAAACGAGACACUCUUAU
Molecule: messenger RNA, 3266 nt
Organism: Cuscuta campestris
Lineage: Eukaryota; Viridiplantae; Streptophyta; Magnoliopsida; Solanales; Convolvulaceae
Source: the annotation of a GenBank genome assembly